Messenger RNA from Rana temporaria (common frog), 7672 nucleotides. RefSeq names its product ATP binding cassette subfamily A member 5 (gene ABCA5). The record is from RefSeq and is a predicted model, not a curated record. Bases 195 to 5096 code for a protein of 1633 amino acids. Gene Ontology annotation, molecular function: ATP binding; ABC-type transporter activity; lipid carrier activity. The transcript has 39 exons. Gene Ontology annotation, biological process: lipid transport; transmembrane transport. Gene Ontology annotation, cellular component: intracellular membrane-bounded organelle; membrane. Lineage: Eukaryota; Metazoa; Chordata; Amphibia; Anura; Ranidae.
GAUGAUGAUGAUGAUGAUGAUGAUGGUCCCUCCUCGGAGUGUCAGCCCGGAGCUGUGUGCAGAGCUCAGCCGGUGAUCGGGAGGAGUACAGCAUCCCCUCCCCCAGCCCGGGGCAACCGGGACUACAUCAUCCCUUCCCCCUCCACACCGGGACUACAGCACCCCUCCCCCGGGGCAAACAGGUUUUUUGAAAAAUGACGUCUGAGAUGCAAGAUGUUGGCGUCUGGGCGCAAACCAAAACCCUCCUCUACAAAAACUACCUGGUCAAGUGCCGUACGAAGAAGGACACAUUGCAGGAAAUCCUCUACCCGCUGAUCUGGUCGCAGAUAUGGCUGCUGUUGGUGCUGAUCAUGCCGAAUAAAUAUUACGAAGCCUCCCCCAAUGAUAUGCUCAGCGAUCUGGAGAUAAGUCCGCUUCCGACGAUCGGAUACACGCCGGUGACCAAUGCCACCGAGAACAUCAUGGCCGUGGCGUGGGCGCAGUGUCUCGGAUCAGAUGUGGACAUCGUGCCCUAUCACGACGAGGAGAGUUUGAAGGCCGCCAGCUCUUCCUUUCUGCACUUUGUUGGCGUCAAGUUUGAAGACCCCAUGUCCUACAAGCUCAUGUUCUUCCCCUUCUUCAUCCCAAAGUCAACUUUGUACAUACAAGAACAUUGCUUCUCCUCUCGGUGUGAUGCGGCUCAGUACCAUUAUUCUGGAUUCACACACCUGCAAUCCUGCAUUGAUUCCGCCAUAAUAAAGCUGAAGACCAAUCACUCGGCCUGGAGGGAGCUGACGAGGACAAAGGUCACGAUAAUGGAGAAGCUGCCGAUGAUUGAAGUGGACAGCUACUACCAUGCCCUCAUGUCCAUAUGCCUUGCCAUGGCCUUCUUGCCAUUUGGCUGCUCGCCGGCAGCUUAUAUCGUAGCCGAAAAAGAAAAAAAGCUCAAAGAGUUUAUGAAGAUCCUGGGGCUCCAUGACACAGCAUUCUGGCUGCCAUGGGUUCUGCUGUACAUCGUUUUCAUUCUGCUGGUCUCCAUACUGAUGGCCUGUAUCACCACCAGCCUGACUCCAUUUAGCCACAGCAGCUGGUUCUUGGUCUUCCUGCUCUAUGCCCUCUAUGGAAUAUCUCUGAUAAUGUUCGCAUUGAUGUUGACGCCACUUUUCAAAAAGGCCAAACAAGCCGGAGGCAUCGCGUUCCUGUCCACCCUCCUCCUCAGUGCUUUGGGUAUCUUCAUUGUGCUGAAAGAAGACUUUCCAAAGUCCUUUGUGUGGUUCCUCAGCCCGUUCUGCCAGUGUACCUUCAUGAUUGGCACCGCCCAGGUCAUGAUUCUCGAGCAGAAUGGAAAUGGAGCCCAGCUAUUCAAUCUGAAGGAUGGCCCCUACCCCCUCAUCAUCACCUAUAUUUUCCUGGUGGUGGACAGUGUCAUGUACCUGCUCCUGGCGUCAUACCUUGACCAGAUUCUCCCGGGAGAGUACGGUUUGCGACGGUCACCUCUCUUCUUUCUGAAGCCAUCUUACUGGUCGAAGAGGAGGAGAAAUUACGGGGUGCUCAGUGAGAGCUUCUUCAGCACCAACACCGAUCUGAGCGACGUGGUGGAGCCGGUACCGCUAGGCCUGCAUGGGAAAGAAGCCAUCAGAAUUAAAAAUAUCCAUAAGUCUUUCAAAAAGGAGAAUCAUCAGAUGGAGGCAUUACAAGGGCUCACCUUGGACAUCUAUGAAGGACAAAUAACAGCUUUGCUUGGGCACAGUGGCACCGGCAAAACAACACUGAUGAAUAUUUUAUGUGGUCUCUGCCCGCCAACUGAAGGGGUGGCCACUAUCUUUGGACACCGAGUGACCGACAUCGAUGAGAUUCUGGACAUCCGGAAGAUGAUUGGAGUCUGCCAACAAAGCGACAUUCACUUCGAGGACCUGACCGUAGAGGAGAACCUGUCAGUCUUCGCCUCACUGAAGGGGAUCAGCAAGACCUGCAAGGAGCUGGAGAUAAAUAGGAUCCUGCAUGAUCUGGAUAUGGAAGCCGUCAAGCACAACCAGGUGAAGCGUCUGAACGUGGGGCAGCAGAGGAAGCUCGCCGUGGCGAUCGCGGUUCUGGGAAAUCCCAAGGUGCUGCUUCUGGAUGAGCCCACGGCGGGUAUGGAUUCCUGCUCCCGCUACACCGUCUGGAAUGUGUUAAAGAAGAGGAAGGCGAACAGCGUCAUCGUGUUCAGCACACACUGCAUGGAGGAAGCCGACAUCCUGGCGGACAGAAAAGCCGUCCUCUCCCAGGGAAGCCUGAAAUGCGUUGGGUCCUCUCUGUUCCUCAAGAGCAAGUGGGGUGUCAGCUACCGCCUCAGCAUGGAUAUAAAAUCCUCGUGUAACAUGGCGUCUGUGUCUGCGCUCGUCUCGCAGCACAUUCCCGGGGCGAGUCUCAUGCUGGCCACCGAGAGCUCCCUCAUCUACGGCUUACCACUGAAGGACGUGGACAUCUUCCCAGGAUUGUUUUCAGCUUUGGACAAUGACUGCAGCCUGGGAAUCCUGACCUAUGGAGUGUCGGUCACCACCCUGGAGGACGUCUUCUUCAGACUAGAAGCAGAAUCUGAUGUGGACCAAACAGAUGGCAAUAUUUUCACUCAUCAGAGGAUAGACGAUGACAGGAAGUGGAAAUCCACCGAGGAUAUUGACCAGGGCUUACUGACCCUUCCAGAGUCGGAUCCUUGCACCGUGAGCGGCCGCGCUCUGUGGAAGCAGCAAGCCCGGACCAUAGCCAAGCUACAUUUCCGCAACUUGUACCGAGACCGGAAAUGUGUCCGAAACGUGUGUCUGUCUUUAUUACUUUUCCUGGCUGCCCAGGUCACAGUAAACAUCCUUCACUGGUACAACCACAAGCCUUCCGUCCCCAUCAAACUGUCUUCGGAUCUGUAUUUCCUGCGUCCAGGACAGAAGAGUCAGAAGGACCUCACCAGCCUUCUUCUCCAGAGCUCCACAGGUGCGAGUAUAGAUGAGAUAAUUGACUACCUGCACAGCCAAAGAAUAAAGGUGGAUCUGAUGAACGGGACCGACUAUAUGUCUGUCGCUCCUCACAGUGGCGCUUUGGAUAUCAUUAGUUCAGGAAAGUAUUUCAUCUAUGAAGUCGUAUUCAAUAGUACCAUGGUGCACUCCCUUCCGGUCCUCAUUAACACCAUCAGCAACACUCUGCUGAGACAGCUGAAUGUCAACGAGAGCAUCCAAGUGUGGAGCAGCCCUUUCCCCAAGGAAUACUUGGAUGUAUCCUACAAGAUCACUCUGUACUUCCUGGUCAUAUAUCUGGGAAUUUUAGGUGCUGGGAUGUUGCCUUAUUUUGCCAUGGAGAACAUCUACAACCAUAAGGUGAAGGCCUACACCCAGCUGAAGAUGUCGGGCCUCUACCAGUCUGCCUACUGGGUUGGACAAGCUUCGGUGGACAUGCUUUUUUUUCUGUUGAUCAUCUCCAUCAUGCUGGGAAUUAUGUUCAUCUGUAAUAAGGGAAUUUCACUUUAUGUGGGAACAUUCGUCACCUUGGUCUUCUGCAUAAUCGGCUAUGUUCCUGCGGCGGUGCUGCUAACCUACGUGGCUACCUUUAUGUACAAAUCCAUCAGUGACACCCGGCAGUGGUGGUCCAUUUUCUUUUCUAUGAUGUGUCUGAUCACCAUCACCACGGUCGAGCUCGCUUCUGUUAUCGGCAACGAUUUGAUAUUUACCCUCUGCCAUGACCUGUUCUCUUUAUUUAUCCCCAUCUACCCCCUGAUUGGAUGUUUGAUCUGCUUCCUAAAGAAAUCCUGGAAAGUUUCAGGGGAUGAAAACAGCUACACACAACUCGGCCGGGUGCUGGUGGCAGUUUUAGCGCCAUAUAUACAGUGCGUUAUCCUGCUGCUUCUUCUGCGCCACCUAGAGGUAAAGAAUGGAGGAAAAUCAAUUAGAAAGGAUCCCCUGUUCAGGACGAAAGACAAGAAAAGCAAAGCAUGGAAGUUCACCGAGGUCCCGGAGGAUGAAGACGAGGACGUCCGGAUAGAAAGAGCGCGGGUUGGCGAGUACAUGGCAUCCGACUCUUAUGAGAAACCGGCCAUCAUGGUGAGCGGAUUACACAAGGAGUACAAUGAGAAGGGGAAGACCAUCGUGGGGAAGACGAUGAGGAAGCUGGUGGUCAAUAACAUCUCCUUCUGUGUAAGGAAAGGGGAGAUUCUCGGGCUGGUGGGGCCCAAUGGAUGUGGGAAAAGUACGAUCCUGGACAUGAUGGUGGGACAGACGGAGCCGAAUGCCGGGAAGAUCUGGGUUGGAGAUCCGGGCCCCACAGAGACAGCCGGGGGCCCCAUACGGUACGUGGGGUAUGCACCUCAAUUAAGCCAUCUGUGGCCGGAGAUCAGAGUGCAGGAACACCUGGAGACCUACGGCUCCAUCAAAGGCAUGAGCCAGAGCAGCCUGAAAGAAGUCAUAGACAGAAUAGUAGAAGCUCUGGACAUGAGAGACGACAGGCAGAAACCUACCAAGAAGCUGUCAGCGGGAGCCCAGAGGAAGCUGUGUUUUGCCCUGAGCAUGCUGGGAAAUCCGGAUAUCGUACUCCUGGAUGAACCUUCCACAGGGAUGGACCCUAAAGCCAAACAACAAUUGUGGAAAGUCAUCAGAUCCGCGUUCAGAGGGAAGGAGCAGGCCGCUGUCCUCACCACUCAUAUCAUGGAGGAGGCCGAAGCCGUCUGUGACCGGGUGGCCGUCAUGGUUUCCGGACAGCUGAGAUAUAUCGGCUCAGUGCAGCAUCUGAAGAGUAAAUUUGGUCGGCACUACAGUCUGGAGCUGAAGCUGGAUGCAGACGCCGGGACCCAGCAAAUGGAGAUCCUACACCGGGAGAUUCUCAAACACUUCCCCAAUGCCUGCCGCCAGGAGAGCUUUGCUUCAUUGAUGUCCUACAAAGUUCCAAAGGAGGACGUCCAGUCCCUAUCACAGGCCUUCUUUAACCUGGGACAAGUGAAACGUACCUUCAAUGUAGAGGAGUACAGCUUCUCCCAGUCCACGCUGGAACAGGUGUUCAUUGAACUGGCUAAAGAGCAAGAAGAGGAGGACAAUUUUGCGACCAUGAACAGCACGCUCUGCUGGAACCGGAGACAGGAAGACUCGGUGGCCUUCUAAAUGCUGCACCCAGCCGUUGUACGCAGCUGGGACAUCCACCACUUACUCCACAUGAGAGGGGGCGUCACCACACUGCCCGCUAUAAGGCUGCAGACUGGUGGAGCAGCAAAGGAAUGAGGACUCCCAGGGCUUGCGCCACGUUUUGUGUUCUAGACUGCCGACUUUAUAGGCAGAGAUUACGGGAGCGCUGCAGGAGUUAGGUUCAUGUACAAAGUCCUGAAAUUCAGGUUUUUAGGGUUUAUAAAGCACCUCAUAAUUUUUUUAGCGCUUUAACGUGUUACAGUCACCCAUUAUCAUGAGCAUACUCUAACAGAAAUGCAUUGAAGAAUCGUCAGUCCUUGUUAUCUGUUCAGGGAGGUGUCCCACAAAUAGAUAUUUUAUAGGACUGACCGUAUAAGAGCCGGAGCGUGCUCUGGGAUGACAUUCCGGAUAUCUUCUCAUUGCUAGAAGGCCUGUUCUUGGGUGGACGCUCGUCAUUGUAUUGACUUAAAGGGGAUGUCCAGUUCUGGAAGAAAGCUGUCCUUGCUUGCCCCCCCCCACCCCACCCCACCCAGAGACAAAAACCAGUUGAGAGAACCUCAAUGACUUCCCUAGGUCAGUCCAAGACGUUCACUGGCUUCCGUAGGUCAGACCAAGAAGAUCCAGUGACUUUCGUAGGUCAGGCCGAGAAAUUCAGUGGCUUCUUGUAGGUCAAACUGAGAAGUUCGGUGGCUUCCGUAGGUCAGACUGAGAAGUUCAAUUGCUUCUGUAGGUCAGACCGAGAAGUUCAAUGGUUUCUGUAGGUCAGACCAAGAAGAUCCAGUGACUUUCGUAGGUCAGGCCAAGAAGUUCAGUGGCUUCUGUAGGUCAAGCUGAGAAGUUCUGUGGCUCCCGUUAGUUAGACCGAGAAGUUCAGUGGCUUCCGUAGGUCAGGCCGAGAAGUUCAGUGGCUUCUGUAGUUCAGACCGAGAAGAUCAGUGGCUUCUGUAGGUCAGACCAAGAAGAUCAAUGACUUUCGUUGGUCAGGCCAAGAAGUUCAGUGGCUUCUGUAGGUCAAGCUAAGUUCGGUGGCUCCCGUUAGUUAGACCGAGAAGUUCAGUGGCUUCCGUAGGUCAGGUCGAGAAGUUCAGUGGCUUCUGUAGGUCAGGUCGAGAAGUUCAAUGGCUUCUGUAGGUCAGGCCGAGAAGAUCAGUGGCUUCUGUAGGUCAAACUGAGAAGUUUGGUGGCUCCCGUUAGUCAGACCAAAACGUUCACUAGCUUUGUAGGUCAGGCCGAGAAGCUCAAUGGCUUCCUUAGGUCAAACCGAGAAGUUCUGUGGCUUCCUUAGGUCAGACCGAGAAGUUCUGUGGCUUCCUUAGGUCAGACCGAGAAGUUCUGUGGCUUCCUUAGGUCAGACCGAGAAGUUCUGUGGCUUCCUUAGGUCAGACCGAGAAGUUCUGUGGCUUCUGUAGGUUAGGCCAAUAAAUUCAGUGGCUUCCGUAGAUCAGACCUAAUUCAGAAAUGGGAUCCUCAGCCUGGAGGAGGAUGGAGAUCGGGGAUGUUGGAAAACAAAAAUCUCCUACAUGUUCCUGCUCCAGAGAUUAAAGCAGCAUUUAACCCAAAAAUGUAAUAUAUUGCAGCUUACCUGUCCCUAGUUAGUUUUUUGGGGAUUUUUUUUUUUUACCUGGUGAUCCUGUUAGUUUGGUUUUUCCAUUGUGAUGUCACUCUAGGACAGGAAGUGCACUACUGGCAGGAUCACCGGGUAAAAAUAAAUAAAGUAAAGCCAAAAAUGAAUGUAGCCAUCAACAUGGACCCUUCAUGUAAACUGGACACCCCCUUUGAACCAUUGUUUUGUAUUACCUCAAGUCUUCCGUAUCUGUACGUCUGCCAUUGCAUAUACAGCGGGGGAGGGGCACUCGUCUUACCCCCUCCCUCCCACAGUUCUUGAAUGUUUUCAUGUGUUUCCAGGUAGAAACACAAAUCUCUGCACUGAAAUCUUCGCUUUUGGGAUUUUAUAAAUCGCAUAUCAUGUGACCACAGCGAGGGGGGGAAAUCGAUAAACCUGUACGCUCAUUUUUUUGUCCCGACAAUAAAGGAGGACUCCACCAAAAAACAGGAAUCCCCAAAGCGGAGCAUAGCUGGUCAUGGCGGGUCAGGCUAUGCUUGAAGGACACUCAGACUUGAUCUAUCUGUGCCUGCAAGGCUCCACUAUGGUGCAGAUUGAGUCCCUUUAUGAGCACAAUGAAUGUAUACUAGAGUGCCCCCUACUGACCAAUGAAAGACACUGUAGGCACCGUUGACAAAAGUGGCACUCCUGCCUGCAAACAAGUUGCAAAAAUGUUCUUCUAAAGGCCUGCCUGUCAUAAAAAAAAUGAUUUUUAUCACCAAUACGUUUCUCGAAGUGCCUGCAUGAAUGUAUAAAUGUGUCCCCGAGUCCCGGGUGGAGCCUGGCCGCGGUCCAGACUAGGACAUCGCCCUCAGUGCGCACUUCAUGUAUAGACGCCGCUUCAUUGUGAACAGCAAACCAACAACACAACGCGCCUCAGCGCCCAAUGUGCAAAUCUACAUGUAUGUUGUCAUGUCUCAGGGGUCCAUUCAUAAAAUAUUUGUUGGAUGAA